AACAUACCAGGAUGUUGUGAGAAGAGAGCAGCCUCGGUCAACUUGCAGCAUCCCACCUCAGCGAAAAAGCAAGACUAGGUGGCAAAUUCGAGCAAACUUCAAAGUAACUCAUCGUCAAUUCUGGUCACUAACAGCAAUGUCUCGCAUGUGAAGGACGACAUCCGCGUCUUCAAACUCCUAAAACUUCCAAAAUCAAAAGGUAUGCCCGCUAUAUCCCCCCUUAACCAAUAUUCAAAACACCAAGCUUUCAAUCUUCCGAGUGUGGUUGUGUUGUGUAGUCACUCGCUGACCCUAAUCGCCACCUCACAUAACCGUACAAGGAAGGCAGCAGCAACUGCAGUCAUCGGUGCUGAUGCACGAGCACUUUCCACCCUGAGGCUUGACGAUCGAACCCGCCGUUGACGAGAUGGAACUGGUAGCUGCAGGCAUUUUCGCGGUCGAUUUUACUUCAAAGUUUGGGUGUGAAGAUGUUGGGUCCGCUGGAGAGGAUGCGCGGAAGGUGCGGGUACGGGUUGUAGGAUAGUUGGAUAUGCGCUGUGACGUUGUUAGCGCGUUGGCUCCGUGGGGUUGCUGUUGUGGGGGAUGAACUGACAGUGAUAGGCGUGUGUGUAUGCGCAGGGCGGGUGAGAGGUUGGACUUGGGGUGUGUGAUUGUGAAGGGUAUCUCAAGGGCUAGGGGAGUAGGUUAUAUUGCAUAGGGAACGCCCCUCGGGUCUUGAUUUCAGCCAUGCGACGCGCUAGCCCAUGACGUCUUGGCGCAAUGGGGAUGACGUUUCAACUGUGGCAGUGCACGUGGGACGACGCAAUGUUUGAUAAGUUCGAGACCGUACGAAAAUAGUGAUGCGACUUUGUGUCAAUGUCAAACCCUGGUCUAUCCAAUAUAUGCAACUC
This is a messenger RNA of Dothidotthia symphoricarpi CBS 119687, 890 nucleotides long. RefSeq lists its product as uncharacterized. NCBI's taxonomy places the organism in Eukaryota, Fungi, Ascomycota, Dothideomycetes, Pleosporales, Dothidotthiaceae. The transcript has a single exon. Bases 202 to 402 code for a protein of 66 amino acids. The record is from RefSeq and is a predicted model, not a curated record.